GAAGUGAGCAGCUUCAUGGUAAUAAAACAAAAAAUAUUAAAACAAAAGGAGAAUUGACUCACCAGAACUAAGGCACUAACAUUACCUAAUAAUAACAACAUCAACUGAUACCACUGGCAACGCUAUACACGAUCUUCAAAAGAGAGACUGAGUCAGCAGUGGUAGACACAUUUGUCCAUUAUCCUAAUCGCCAAAUAGGUGAACAUUCAGCUAUUUGCUUAGUCCGACCUCGGUAAAAUGUUCGCCUUUACGAAGGCCAUCGCCUUAUGGGAGUCUUGGAACUCUUUCUUGGUGCCGUUGUAUGUUAUAUGGAGCUGGGCAGGAAAAGCCACACCAUACCGAAAGUCAGUGUAAAUGUCCUGUGUGUAGCUGGUGUAGAGAGUCAGGCGCAGGACAGCAGAUAUGAGUAAUCAACGUACUUUACUCAAAAAAGACAAAUUUACAAAGUAACAUCAUGAGCCCACAAAGACGGACCGAAUUACAAUCAACAAUCACAAACACAACAUGGGGAAUAGAGGGUUAUAUAAUAAACAAGUAAUUAGUUGAGUGAAGCCAGGUGUGAUAAGACAAAGACAGAACAAAUGGAAAAUGAAAAGUGGAUCGGCGGUGGCUAGAAAUGCGGUGAUGUCGAACACCGCCUGAACAAGGAGAGAACAAGGCGGAAGUCGUGACAGUCGGUUUGGUAUGGAGCUGACUCUUAACAUCGUUGAAAGCCUCAUGGUAACAAGCAACGCUGGGGGCAUAGUCUUGGAAGAUAGAGAUGGGUGCUCCGUUGCAUCGAAGUGGGCCAAAUUCUCUGGCAUGCCGAAGAACAUUAAUACAAUCCUGAAGUAGUGUAGUUUAACCUCAAUUACACAAAGGUUUUCCCCCGGGCUUUCUUGCUUGAGAGCCCCGAUGUGUGCGGUCUACAAGGACGUCUUUAUCCAUUUGGAUGGCUUCCUUCAAUAACUUGAGACCGAUAAAGUCCUCUACUACCCCCAUGAUCCUGACAUUGGAUCUUCGCAAACAACCUUGUAAAUGGUUUGGCCAUCUAAAUGUGGCCCACAUCCUGCUGGAGAACGGGGCGGAGAUGAACGGCAGGAACCGGAUGGGGGCCAGCGUGUUGACUAUGGCGGCCAGAGGGGGCCACACCCAUGUGGCCAAGCUCCUCCUGGAGAGCGGCGCCUACGUCGACGACUAUGACCACCUGGCGCUCGCUGAGGGUGUCACCAACAGCAACAACAGCGUCGGAGACGAGGGUGGAAGGGAGUUCAUGGAUAUCACGGCGCUCCUUGCUGCCUCACAGCAUGGCCACGAGGCAUCCGUUCGCCUGCUCCUGGAGUGGGGGGCGGAGGUGAACUUUUCCCAGAAGACCACGGGCUGGGGUGCCCUCAUGCUGGCCACGCUGAGCGGGAAGGUGGUCGUGGCCCAGCAGCUGGUGGAGCGGGGUGCGGACCCGGACCAGGUCAACGUGCUGGCCAAGACUGCCUUCGAGCUAUCGCUGCAGCUCAAUCAGAGGGAUGUCAAGGCCUACCUGGACUCCAUUACCACCGUGCGCCCACAGCCAGAUGACGAGAAGAGGAGACCAGAUGUUUUCAGUGCCUUGAAGUUAGGAAACUCCCAGCUGGUGAAGGAGAUCUUGGAGGAAGAUCCAUCCCAGGUGAACAUGGCCAACCCGGACGGGGCGUCUCCCCUGAUGAUCGCAGCCGUCAGUGGGCAGCUGGAGGUGGUGCAGCUCCUGCUGGAGAAGAGCGCCGACGUGGACAAACAAGAUGGAGUACACGGCUGGACGGCCCUCAUGCAGGCCACGUACCAUGGGAAUAAAGAUGUGGUGAAGUAUCUGCUUAGUCAGGGUGCAGAUGUCAACCUGCGAGCCAAGAAUGGCUACACUGCUUUUGACCUGGUCAUGCUGCUGAAUGACCCAGACACUGAGCUGGUGAGGUUGUUGGCGUCCGUCUGCAUGCAGGUGGACAAAGACAAGGGAAAACACAGGGGCAGGACUCCCCUCACUGGCUCCAAGAGCAGGCAGUCUCUUAAUAAUGUCCCCGUACCACCUGAUGACAGAGGAGGAUUAAAGUCGUGGUGGAACAGGAUGUCUAACAGGUUCAGGAGGCUUAAGCUGACCCACACUCUAAGACACGGGCUAUCCUCCAACCGCCUGGCCCCCUUCCCUGAUGAACCUGAGGCACCUCUAGACGCCACCAUGAAGGCUGAGAGGAAGAGUGCCACCCCGUGCGGGGUGGUGUCACCCCCUGCAGCCAUGGGGAGUACUGACAGCAGCACGGCCUGGACAGCCAAGAGCAAAGACAGUGGUCUUGGCAGAACGGGCACAGAGAAGGAUGACUUUCUAAUAACCACAAUGCUGAGAAAUGGGGCGCCGCUGACCCGUCUGCCCAACGACAAGCUGAAGGCAGUGAUCCCACCCUUUCUGCCCCCGUCGAACUUUGAGCCGUGGAACUCAGACCGCUCCAGGGUCAUCAAAGAGGGCAAGAGCGAAGCCUCACGGCUGCCCAUGCCACAGAGACCAGGCAAAGCCAACUUCAACAGCAGCGGCAACUCUGACAUUACCUCUAUCAGUCGUGUGGUGAGCAGGUCCAUUAAGUUCCCCAGCCUCACCAAGGGCCCCUCAUCCACCUCCCCCUCCAACUCAGGCAACUACCACUCCCCCCACUCCUCAGGUGGCUCCAACGGGGUGGCAGGGCUCAACCGCCACGGGCCAGACUCACACAACCGCUCAGGGGGCAGUUCAGACAGCGUCCUGUCACAAAUUGCUGCCCAGAGGAAGAGAGCUGCAGGCCUGUUGGAUCCAAAGGCCCAGGCAGCAGAGGUGCCAAGCCCCACCCCUGUGCCUGCUCCUGCCCCCACCGUGCCUGACAUCAGUCUCCCAGACAUCCACAGCACCCCCAGCCUGGUGUCCAGCGACGUCCACUCCAGACGGAAAGCUGACCUAAAGAAGAGACCCCAGUCUGGGAACUCCUCUACCUCCAAGAGCACCUCUCCCACCCUGACCCCGUCUCCAUCCCCCACCCCCAAACCUCCCCCAGGGGACUCCCUGUCCUCUGCCUCCUCCCACCCGCGCUCCAAGAGCAGCGGCGGCUCCAGCAGUGGCACCAUCACCGACGAGGAUGAGCUGUCCAGUAUCCUGAAGAAACUCUCGUUGGAGAAAUACCAGCCCAUAUUCGAAGAGCAAGAGGUGGAUAUGGAGGCUUUCCUUACUCUAACAGAUGGAGAUUUAAAGGAACUGGGGAUUAAGACAGACGGGCCUAGACAACAAAUACUGGCAGCUAUUUCUGAACUCAAUGCUGGGAAGGGGAGAGAGAGGCAGAUUUUGCAGGAGACCAUCCACAACUUCCAGUCCUCCUUUGGCAGCAGUGCCAGCAACCCCAGACCGCCAGGACAGCCACGCUCUCCUACAGGCUGGGUCCGACACCAGGUGCGCACCUCCAACAAGAGGUAACAACACCACGCUGCGACUGAGGACCAACCGUAUAGGAGGUCAGAGAUGACCCUAUAGCCCAGGUGUGAGGAGACUCUACUGGACGCCAGCGUUCCAGAGCACUGCUGCGUGUGAGAGGACGCUGCAGCACAGACCCCCGAAAGGGAUCCCCAUGGGCUGGCGACCCCAUGCCCAGCGCCCUGCUGCUUACCGACAGAGCACAACGUGAUGUGCGGCCAUCAUUUAUUGCCAUGGCAACAGGGCUGUCACGCCAACUGCUGACCUAUAGGGGAGAUACAGUAGAGGAAGUGGGCGCGUACUAAGAGAGAACAGACCUAGUCAUGUCUUAAUGGAUGUGGGAGAUGAAAGCCUUUAAACUGAGAUCAAGACUUUUGGGCACUGAGGAUGUACUAUGUGAGAAGAGAACUUCAGGGACGGUUUCACAGACACAGAUUAAGCCUAGUCCUGAACUAAAAAGUACAUCAAGAGAAUCUCCAUUAAACAUGCUUCUGAUUCCAGGACUAGUCUUAAUCUGUGUCUGGGAAAUUGGCCCGUAAUGUCUUAAUGUAUUUGGGAGAUAACAUUUUGAGGCUGGGAUUAAGAUUAUCACAUGUUGAUGAUGUAAGAGGUGGGAGGAAUUCUGGUUUGCCAGAAUGAUGAGGGAAGAUUGUUUUUAUUUGUAAAAAAAAAAAAAAGUUUCCUUCUGCCUUUCUCUUUUUUUCUUCUUUACCAUUUCACUACUGUUAGUUUUGUAAUAUGCUUUCUUGUAUAAGGUUUCAUGAUUUGUGUGUGAACAAAGUAAGUCAGUUUUAGUCUGAUGAUGAAUGUGAAUGGCUGAACUGUCAUUAUUAAAACCCAUGAAAAGAU
Messenger RNA from Oncorhynchus mykiss (rainbow trout), 4282 nucleotides. The record is from RefSeq and is a predicted model, not a curated record. NCBI's taxonomy places the organism in Eukaryota, Metazoa, Chordata, Actinopteri, Salmoniformes, Salmonidae.